Molecule: messenger RNA, 626 nt
Organism: Musca domestica (house fly)
Lineage: Eukaryota; Metazoa; Arthropoda; Insecta; Diptera; Muscidae
Product: histidine-rich glycoprotein-like
Exons: 2
Coding region: 48-626 (192 amino acids)
Cellular component (GO): extracellular matrix
Source: RefSeq, a predicted model, not a curated record
ACUUUAUUCGACAGGUUAAUCAAUUCCAAAAAAAAGCAAAAAAAAACAUGCGUUUCCUUGCCAUUGCUGCUUUUGUUGCUCUGUGUGCUGUGAGCAUGGCUCAUGAUCACCAUGGUAAUGAUGAUGAUCACAAGCAUGAACAUUAUUCUCAUCCCAAAUAUGAAUUCAAAUAUGGUGUCAAGGAUUUGAAAACCGAGGAUAUUAAGGAGCAAUGGGAACAUCGUGAUGGCGAUAAAGUACAUGGCGGCUACCUCUUGAAGGAGGCUGAUGGCACCACACGUGUCGUUAACUAUCAUGCUGAUGAUCACAGUGGCUUCCAUGCUGAUGUCAAAACAAUUGGUCAUGCCAAACAUCCUGAAACUCAUCAUAGUCACCAUGACGAAGAACACCAUGGACAUCAUGAUCAUCAUGUCGAACACAACAGCCACCAUAGUGACAAUGCCAAACACCACUAUUCCGCCUCCUCUCAUAAUGACGGCAAGGAGCAUGUUGUAAAAUAUACCAAUCAUGUGGAACAUGAUGAUCACCACAGCAGCCAUAAACAUGACGACCAUCACGGACAUGAUUAUUACAGUGGUGAUCAUCACGGUCAUGCCACCAGCUUUGUUAAAGUGAAGCACCAUUAA